UUGAAAAGGAGGACCAGUUCCGGUUCCUUGAACAAAAACGACAGUGAUGAUGGUGAAGUAACGCUCACGAAAAGUGACGUCGUGCUCACCUUCAACAUGGAGGUUGUCGUAAUGGAGGUGCAAGGCUUGAAAGCGAUCGCACCGAAUCGAAUCGUCUACUGUACGAUGGAGGUGGAUGGGCACAAGCUACAAACGGAUCACGCCGAAGCACAACGACCAUCCUGGGACACGCAAGGGGACUUCUCGACGAAAAACCCAUUGCCUGUUGUAAAAGUGAAGUUAUACUCGGUGGUGAAAAGUAUAGUCUCCUUCGAAGACAAGGAACUUGGAAAGGUGAUCAUCCAACCGACUCCCAACUGCUCCCGAUCACCUGAGUGGUACACUAUGACGGUGCCGAAAAACAGCCCCGAUCAGCAUCUAAAGAUCCGAAUAGCGAUUCGAGUAGAGAAACCACCAAACCUCAAAUACUGUGGCUAUUGCUAUUGUAUGGGGCGGAUGGCAUGGAAGAAAUGGAAGCGACGGUUUUUUUGCCUGGUCCAAGUAUCCCAGUAUGCUUUCGCGGUUUGUAGUUUUCGGCAAAAAAAGUCGGAUCCGACAGAAUUCGUUCAAGUCGAUGGCUUCACUAUCGACUAUAUGCCUGAGCCGGAUUCAGAACUCGCCGCUCUAGGUGGAAAACACUUUUUCACUGCCAUCAAAGAAGGGGACGAGUUAAAAUUUGCAACUGACGACGAGAACGAGCGGCACUUAUGGGUCCAGGCUUUAUACCGAGCUACUGGGCAGGCUUAUAAACCUGUGCCCCCAAAGCAAUCCACGGUAGCCCCUAAGGCACAAGGGUUUCAAGAUAAGGCCAGCAAGCAUGGCUUGGACGAGAUCAUCCUGGCAGACCCGAUCAGCUUCAAUCAAGAUCACCUGUUCGCGGAUAUCCAAAGGCAAACCCUGAAUUUCCGGAUGAACGAGCCAAUCUGUUCUCUAGGUUGGUUCUCACCGGGGCAAGUGUUUGUGCUGGACGAGUAUUGUGCUCGGUAUAUGGUUCGAGGGUGCUAUCGUCAUGUUACGUUGCUCUCGAAUCUGCUCGACAAAGCUGAUCAGGGCCAACUGAUCGACCCAACCCUUAUCCACUAUUCCUUUGCGUUCUGCGCCAGUCAUGUCCAUGGCAAUAGGCCAGACGGUGUCGGCACAGUCACGUUAGAGGAGAAAGAAAAAUUCCAAGAAAUCAAAGAACGACUACGGGUAUUAUUGGAGAAGCAGAUUACCAAUUUUCGGUACUGCUUCCCAUUUGGUCGUCCUGAAGGUGCUCUAAAGGGAACAUUGUCACUUUUGGAAAGGGUACUAAUGAAAGAUGUUGUUUCACCUGUACCGCCGGAAGAGGUACGGGCUGUUAUUCGUAAAUGUCUCGAGGAUGCCGCACUCGUCAACUAUACACGGAUAUGUAAUGAGGCGAAGAUUGAGCAGCGAAUGGGAGUUGACGUCAGUCCACAGCAACGAAUUGAGGACAUGAUGCGAGUAACAGAAUACUGUAUUGAUCUGCUGAAAGAAAAUGAGGAACAUCACGGGGAGGCAUUUGCGUGGUUCUCUGACUUACUAGCCGACCAUUCGGAAAUAUUCUGGUCACUGUACUCAGUUGACCUCGAUUCUGCUAUGGAAGUACAACCAGCAGAUUCAUGGGACGCUUUUCCGCUUUUUCAAACGCUCAAUGAUUUCCUGCUCAAUGAAAAGUCGUUAAAUGGAGGAAUUUUCCACAAAAAACUCACCACUCAAUUCCAACCGCUAGUAGUUCGAUACACAGACCUGAUGGAGCAUUCUAUAUCGCAAUCAAUCGACAAAGGUUUUUCCAAGGAGAAAUGGGAACCCAGAAAAGAGGGGUGUGCCACUUCUGAGGAUAUUUACUGGAAGUUGGACGCCCUUCACACCUUCGUCGUUGAUUUGAAUUGGCCUGAAGAGGAAUUCCGUCGAUACCUGACAGUCAGAAUGAAGAGUUUGACGUCGGAUAUGAUCUCAAAGGUGGCAAGCAGCACAUACCAGCAAUUUGAUUCAUGGAUGCAACGUGCCCGAAAGUCUACCGAUUACAUCUUACCGUCGGAAGUAUGCGUCAUGAUUAACGUCAUAUUCAGCUCAAAGACCCGAGCAACAAGGAUGUCUGUUGAUGUCGGAGAGUUCAAAUACCAGUCCAAACUGGAUGAGACGUUGGACACGAUGCUUUCGGACAUGGAGACGUGCAUCCAAGACCGACUGAUUGGUGUACUGGAGUUCACUCUUGGUAAACUUGCCCGUUACGACGAAGGCAACCCCAUCGGAGCUCUUCUGAGCAUGGCGCCAAAACCGACUUCAAUAUUUAACAAAGUCAAGACGAUGGUGGGCGAGCAAGGUAUCAACAUCAGUGGCACCGCUGCAGCUACACCUACCACACCUCAAAAUGCGAAAGCUCUAGUCACACAACAGCAAUCCACCGGACACAUGGGCAACUCAUAUGUGACGUUUAUGCGCGGUUGCACAGAACAGCUACGGCAGAUUGUCACCGACGAAGUUUGGGUGAACACUUUGUUUGAGAACUGGUAUGCCAACCAAGUAAAAAUGAUCAACGAAUGGUUGACAGAGCGGUUACAGCAGUCACUGAGCCCGUACCAGUUUACAUGCCUAAGUUUCAUAGUAAAGAAAAUGUACAGUGACUUCGAGCUUCAAGGUAUCGAUGAGGAAAAAUUGAAUGGAAAACUCUACCAAGCUAUAAAUCGAAGGCUACAACUGGAAGAAACGAACGUCGCAUUGCAUGAAAACAGCAAUGGACAUGCUCCAUCUGUCUUCCCUUCGUCUCUAGGAAAUGCUUCAGCCGCCGUUUCCAAUGUCUCAAGCAUGGUUGAGGGUGCUGGCGCAAAAGUGUUUUCUUUCUUCAAAUAA
This is a messenger RNA of Haemonchus placei, 2892 nucleotides long. The record is from the annotation of a GenBank genome assembly. Lineage: Eukaryota; Metazoa; Nematoda; Chromadorea; Rhabditida; Trichostrongylidae.